Messenger RNA from Octopus sinensis (East Asian common octopus), 701 nucleotides. Its product is annotated as signal recognition particle 14 kDa protein. Lineage: Eukaryota; Metazoa; Mollusca; Cephalopoda; Octopoda; Octopodidae. The record is from RefSeq and is a predicted model, not a curated record. Gene Ontology annotation, cellular component: signal recognition particle, endoplasmic reticulum targeting. The coding region runs from base 13 to 408 and encodes 131 amino acids. Gene Ontology annotation, biological process: SRP-dependent cotranslational protein targeting to membrane. Gene Ontology annotation, molecular function: endoplasmic reticulum signal sequence receptor activity; 7S RNA binding. The transcript is spliced from 4 exons.
CACAGGUUGCUCAUGAUGACGGUACUAGUCUGUUCUUCCUUUGUGAUGUUAUAUUAUCCUCAUUUCUCAUUUGCUCUUUGUCUAUUUCAGUUUCUUAGCGAACUCACCAGAUUUUUUCAAAGAUCAAAGACAUCGGGGUCAUUGAAUAUAACAAUGAAACGAUAUGAUGGUCGAACUAGGCCUAAACCAAAAUCUAACCGAUCAGAACAAAGCAUAUCCCAUGAAACAGUAGAAUAUAAAUGUAUCCUCAGAGCAUCUUUAGGUAAAAAGAAAAUUUCCACUAUAGUAAAUCAAAAGGAGGUAAAUAAAUUUCAGAUGGCAUAUAUCAAUGUUUUGAAAGGCAACAUGGAUGGUUUGAAGAAAAGAGACAAAAAAUCAGCUAAAGGGAAAUCUAAAGCUACUCAAUAAACUUUCACACAAUUCUAUUUUCUUCCACAAUUGUAUUUAUUUAUUUGCAUUUAUUAUUUUUCAUUUUCUUUUUGGAUAUAAAUGACAUUUUUUUGGGAACUUCUGGAGCAGCUUGUGUUUCCAAAUUUCUCACACCACUUCUUCCUACAUGCGCAGACUCCAUGUAGUAAGACCAUGGUUAUAUGUAGACAUGGUCUGACUGAGUUAUUAUUUUAAAUAACAAUGUAUAGUUGAUAAAGAAAAUAGAGAGAAGCUCUUGUUUAUAGAAAUAAAAUCAAAACUGGCUGCCUUCA